This is a messenger RNA of Solea senegalensis (Senegalese sole), 1611 nucleotides long. RefSeq lists its product as uncharacterized. The record is from RefSeq and is a predicted model, not a curated record. The transcript is spliced from 2 exons. Gene Ontology annotation, biological process: G protein-coupled receptor signaling pathway. Lineage: Eukaryota; Metazoa; Chordata; Actinopteri; Pleuronectiformes; Soleidae. Gene Ontology annotation, molecular function: G protein-coupled receptor activity. Bases 95 to 1189 code for a protein of 364 amino acids. Gene Ontology annotation, cellular component: membrane.
GAUCAUGCAGCGGAUAAGCUUUUCACCUCCUCCUCCUCCUCCUCCUCCUCCUCAUUAUCAUCACAUGAAUCCCGCCAUGCCCAGCUGAGGAAUUAUGCCAUCCAACAACAGCACGGUGCCAGACCCAGCUCAGGAAUACACCUGUGUGCGCUUCUACGUCUCCACCGCGUCCUUCUCGCUGCUCCUCUUCUUCAACCUCAUCAUCAACUGGACCAUCGUUCGCGAGGAGCGUCUGCGGACUCGUGUGCGCUACGUGCUGAUCUUCCACCUGCUGGUGUCCGCGCUCGUCUACCUGGGCAUGAGCAGCGUCUUCUACUACCAGAUCCACCUGGACGCGCGGCCGGGACGCGGCGCGUGUCUGCUCAUGGUCACCGUGCUGAUCACCAGCGCCUCCAACGCUCUGCUGACGCUCACGGUCAUGGCUCUGGACCGUUACUGCGCCGUGUGCUACCCGAUGCGCUACAGUGUCACCUGCACGGCGGGGCACUGGCCGUGGCUGCUGGGGCUGUUCACGUGGCUGCUGGCCUUGGUCAUCCCUCUCAGCCUGCUCCUCCAGCUCCGCGGGGAGGACGGCUACCCCCACUAUGACGAGAAGUGUGGCCCGGAGCAGCUGAGGGUGGGCAGACUGCACAAGGUGGUGUUCAUUGGUUUGUGCACGGUGCUGAUUCUCUACACCUAUGUGCGGAUACUUAUUGAGGGACGGAGGUUAGGAGUGCUCAACCGGCGCAAUCGCGCCGGGUGCAGGACCAUCGCCCUGCACGGCUCUCAGCUGGCUGUUUACAUCCUCCCCAACUUUGUCAACUUCAUCCUGUCAUCGCUCAAGAAGCACGGGCUGAUCAACACGCCCACCAAAGAGCUGUCAGCAGUAGUAAUCUUUGCCUUCUUCAGCCUGGCGCAGUGCAUCGCGCCAAUUGUUUACGGUUUGCGCAAAGAGGAACUCAUGGAUCAGUUGAGUCACAGGUUCCCCUGCUGCUCCCGGUACUUGAAGAGUGUCCUGGGCUGGACUUUGAGAGCCAGCUGGCCGCAGCACUCACAACACAGAACACGGGAGAGAACACUGACCACUCUGACCAUCCUCUCCCAGGACGUCCCACAAGUCCCUGUGGAGGAUGAGGAAACAAGGCCAGUGUCUGACUCGAGUUUCACACAUGACUCACACUCAUGUCAAGGAGAUACAGACAAUGCCUGAUGGGGUGGCAGUGUCUCAAUACGAGGAUCCUGAGAGGCACUGGAACGCCUGAUGUUCUGAGCCUAUGAGGAACAAAAGAGGAAGCUCCUUGGACUUCAUGACUGCAGUCAGUCAGAGGAAGAUGUAAAAGAGCAGUGUUUUUGUUUUGCUCCAUUGUGACCUUUGGCCAAGUCGUGAACAAACACGCAGACUCUCAGACCAACUGGAGAGCACAGCGUUGCUUUCAGGAGAAGUGGUUAGUUCUCUAAAAUGUGACUUUUCCUGGCAGGUCCAGGGAUAUGAACCUCAAGACUUCAGGUCAGAGGUCAUUCAUUUCAGACCUCUGGGUUAGGAGCAGUGCUGCAUUGUUUCACUGUGAUGGAGAAUGGUUGUGUUUCUCAUGUGUUCAUAACCUUGUGGAUAUUAAAAGCUGUUUAGUCGGA